Molecule: messenger RNA, 1679 nt
Organism: Lactuca saligna
Lineage: Eukaryota; Viridiplantae; Streptophyta; Magnoliopsida; Asterales; Asteraceae
Source: the annotation of a GenBank genome assembly
UUUUUUUAGUUUUAUAAAACUUUAUUUAACCUUAAUGUUUAUUUCAUUUUGUAGCUUCCAAACAAAUCGAUGAUGGGUCACUUAUCUGUCAAAGCUUCAUGCCAUAAAUUGCAUGAAGUUUUGAGUCGCUUGCACAGACCCGUGCGCGAUCUGUUUUCAACAACUAGCUUUGGUUACUAGUUGGACUUACCAGCUCAGUCCGGAGAUGGACUUCUUAUUCAUGGGCUAUUACUGCAUAUGUUGCGUCCUACUGCUGAAACGGACGCAGCUGAACGCUUAUAUUUUAGGUUUCUAGACGUACGCUAUCAUUUGGGCUGGAGGAGUUUUGUCUGGUGACCAGACUUUACAUGGGUCGGUGUCCUAACUCAAGGAUCGAAUUUUCAACCAUGUAUAAACACGGUUAUGGUGAUAAUACAUUUCAGUCCAGAGUCUUCCCAUAUCGCACAGACACUUCUUUAGUUGUAGAAGAUUUAGAGCUCCUUAUCUUGAAUCAACGGUUCAAUGACAUAUCGGCUCAAGACGAUGUUCGUGUCAUUUUGCUGUAUAUCCUUAAUCAAGGUUUUUUUUGGGAAAGGAGCUUAAUGAAAAAGUCACUAAGGAAUAUUUGUGGGUGGUGGAGAACCUGGAUCAAUGGAACAGUUAUUGCUAACUCUUAUAAAUUAACUUAUAUUUAUUACAAGAUAUGGAUAUGGGAGAUGUUUCCAUCAAUCCGGGGAAAUGGUGCGAUACGACAAAAUUAUUUAUAUCCGUGUAUAUUGCGCUGGUUUCAUAUUAAGAGGUUAACUUGGGAAAAAGUCUGCGAUCUUUUCGAUGUUGAUCAGGACGAAGCACAUCAAUCGAAAAGAAAGAUGAUUGCCUCAGAUGUCGAGGCCUCUACUCCACAUUAUCUGUCAUAUAUUUCUAGUCUAAAUUGUGAAUUGUCUGAAGCCCCAUCUUCUCUACGCUACAACUUUAGAAAUGAUGGGGCAUCUUCGUCAAAAACAAGCUGGGGAAACAGCCAAUCUUCCAAAUCUACCGAGCGAACUCAUACGGUGAAAAUUACCAAAAAGACCGCGCGAGAAAUAAUGGCAAGACUUGAAUCUUUGGAGGAAGAAAUCCGAGGAAUGAAAAAUAAAGGUGGUACUCGAGACGGUGAUGAUUUGGAACAGUUUUUUAAUGACGCUUUUGAUGGGAAUGAGGAUGUGGUAUAUAGUCCACAAAAAUCAAAUCCAGUUAACGAAGAUGAUCAAGUUGAAGAAGAAAAAAAGGAGGUUGUUGCUAGGGACAUUGUGGAUGCGGAAAAUCAUAUACCCAUACCUAUUGUUAAAGAAGGUCGUCCGGUUAGGCAAUUGAAACCUUCUCAAUAUUUUAGUUGUCCUUACGUUUCGCAUGUUGACCUAUGGGGAGGGCUUUUGAAUGACCGGAGACCGAACGAUGCUCGAUGGACAAUCAUGUCAUCGUCAUUUUUUGGUGGGUUUGAGAUGUUCCGGUGGGCUGGAAGUGCAACGAGAAAUCCGUUUGAUCCAUUGGAUGGAUGUAAAUCUUGGCUGGAAGUUGACCGUGUUUACGUCCAGUGUUUCUUGGCCUACCCGGCUAAUGUCUCUCCAUUAUGGGUGGCUUCACGAUCAUCACAUCAUCGGGUAUCUCCCACUCAGAUGAACUUGGUAAGUGGUUCACAGAAUCCUCGUAAGUUUUCUUAA